AUAGGUUUGAGCAUGACACACUCGCCAAGCCAGAGCAAAUUCCUCCCCGACAGGCAGAUACGCGGCCGGCAGAUCGAGGCAGGUAUGGAUUCCUGGAUCUUACAUGCUCUCCUUGUGGCUGGACUGGUGAUAUAUGGAUCCAAUGCUGGGGUUACCUCUGGGUACAAUGGAACGGACAAUGUGACCAAGAACAGUGGCGACGAUGGGGAUAACGAGUUCAAUGGCAAAACCCAAUCACUAGCCAUCACCAGUGUCACCAACAAUGUCACCAAUAUGACCACCAUCACCAGCGUUACCAACCUCACUGCCGUUCAUAACACCAGCCUCAAGGUCACUCCCCCUAAGCAUAGCCACACCCCCAACCUGAGCCCUCAGGGUAAGUUGCAGACUGGCUGGCUGCUGCUGGCUCUGGGAAUCGUGCUGCUGUUCUGUACGGCGCUGCUGGUGUCCACCAUCACGCUGGCCUGCCAGGUCCGGAACCUCCGGGACCAGCUCAGCUCAGUCUGGCCAGCCCACCCGGCCCGUGUAAAUGCCGACGUGAUCAGGGUCGGGAAGGUCACCGAGGUGAUGGAGACAGAGAUGGAAAAGAUGAUGGAGGAGGCCGAGAACACAGUGGAGAAAACGCUUCGCGUGGAGGCCGACGCCCAGGAGACAGAGGCUGCCACUGUCGUCCCCACAGCUCCCCCUGCUGACCCCUCCUCAGACUGCGUCCUGAAUGUCUGACCUGAGAGCCACCUGCUGACAUGAGGUGACACCGCUAGUGAAUCCACUAACAGGCUGGGGGUUUAAGCUUCUGUUUAAUUUGACUGAAGUGACAGUCGUUGCUUUUCCAUACUAUUUUUAAGCUUGGGGGAGUAGAGGAAGGCCAAAGUAAUGUUGCUCCUCCACACGAUAAAGCACAGGGUUUUCAUCUGCCUCUCUAAUUAUAGUGUUUGAUAUUAAAAUGGGCGGCAUGGUGAUGCAGUGGUUAGCACUGUCGCCUCACACCUCUGGGACCCGGGUUCGAGUCUCCGCCUGGGUCACAUGUGUGCGGAGUUUGCAUGUUCUCCCCGUGUCGUCGUGGGGUUUCCUCCGGGUACUCCGGUUUCCCCCCACAGUCCAAAAACAUGCUGAGGCUAAUUGGAGUUGCUGAAUUGCCCGUAGGUGUGCAUGUGUGAGUGAAUGGUGUGUGAGUGUGCCCUGCGAUGGGCUGGCCCCCCAUCCUGGGUUGUUCCCUGCCUCGUGCCCAUUGAUUCCGGGAUAGGCUCUGGACCCCCCGCGACCCAAUAGGAUAAGCGGUUUGGAAAAUGGAUGGAUGGAUGGAUAUUAAAAUGAUCUCUUACAUUUGAAGACCUAAUACCACAAAGAUUUUGAAUCUUCAACUCAAUGAUUUUUAAACUAUGGUAUGUGAGCUCCCUCUAGUGGUUCAUGGAGGUAUGUUCUUUAGUGACAUUGGUCUCUGGUACCCAGAGAGCCUGAUAUGUUCUGAGGUGGUUCUUUGUGCAAAAAGUUUGAGAUCCACUGCUUUAACCAUUUAUGAAACAGCUAACAGUCGCAUGUUGGAAAAAUUCUUGAAACGUACAACGGCCGUUUCCCUCCGAAGAUUUCAAGCAUCAGCAUGUGAGCAUUUGUUCUGUAACAAUACUGCCACCUGCUGGCCUUUAAAAAAAAGCUUUAAUUACAAAUUAUACCGUAAGCAGGAUUUGUUUUAACUUGGAAUAAAAUACUACAAAAGUA
Molecule: messenger RNA, 1716 nt
Organism: Brienomyrus brachyistius
Lineage: Eukaryota; Metazoa; Chordata; Actinopteri; Osteoglossiformes; Mormyridae
Exons: 2
Coding region: 13-723 (236 amino acids)
Source: RefSeq, a predicted model, not a curated record